This is a messenger RNA of Symbiodinium pilosum, 1488 nucleotides long. Lineage: Eukaryota; Dinophyceae; Suessiales; Symbiodiniaceae. The record is from the annotation of a GenBank genome assembly.
AUGGUUGAGCAAGAGAAUCCCGAUGCCGCAAAUGAAGACAAUGAUGAAGAAGAAGAAGAUGAUGAGGGCAUCGAUGAUGAAGGGGUACAGGAGCACCUGAAGGAUGCGAUCCAUGGUACCCUGAAGCUGAAGCGGCUUCUCAGCGAAGAUGGAGAUGCUUUCCAGACAACCGGCGGCUCCAUAAAGAAACGCAGGACAGUGGAAAGAUGUGGACCUGCAGAGCAAGCCAAUGUGACGCAUCUUCUCACAAAGUGGGGAGCCGAGGACGAUGUGCUGUUGAGGCAUGUCCUGGAGGGCUUGAAGCUUGAAGAAUUGGAAGCUUUGAACACCUCCGGCUACUUGCCGGACAAGUUCAAUGCCUGGAAAUCAUGCGCUGAUUUAACCGCCAUGCAUAUUGCUGGCAUGAGAGAACGGAAUACUGCUGGCGGAGGGCCAUUGGAUGCCAUCUCAGCAUUCAGGUUCAACUGGAAGCUGGACGGCACGACGGAUCCACUGCUCAGAAAGCUGUGCCACAAAGAUUUGCGCUACGUGCUGACACGUUUUGAUGGCUCCAAGGAUUUACCGACUCUUAUCCAGGAGGCAGUAGAUUCAGAUCCAGACCUUACCUCUGCGGAAGGGUCAGCAGUACGGGCGCCCGGAUGCACAGCAGUGGGCAGAUUCCAUCGCCUGGAGCUCAUAGAUCCGACUGCAGAUUCAGCCGUCUUUGGGGACGCCAACCUGAGCUUUGCUCUGAAUCUAGCUCGGCAUCGCAAGGCCUUGGGCCACGUCGGGCGUGUAAUUGCAACAACCUUCGAGUCCCUGGAAAUCUUGAGAGAGCGAUACUCUGAAAUCGACGAAACAAUUGCAGUGCUGGAGAAGCACUUUGCAGAAGUCCACCACGAGGUGGACUGCACACGCAUAGCAGUCCACUCGGAGUUCAAAGAUUUGGAACGCUCCCUGGGGGCUGUUUAUUACAAUUUUCCGCAUGCAGGAGCUGUGGGAGGGUUUUUUGAUGGCCAUCCUCUGGUCAACUGGCGGCACGAGAACUUGAUGCGGCUGUUCUUCAGGGCUUUGCGCGCUUACGUCAAGCCAGGAGGCGUCGUAAAGGUGGCAUCGAAUCAGGGAGCUGUUGGUGUCCGGUACUCCUACAUCAUCUGUUCGGCAGCAGAAAACGAAUUCAGGCACGUAGAGACAGUUCCAUUUCUGCAAUGGAGUUUGCACCGGUAUGGCCGGUCAUACGGGGACCGUCGAGAUACUUACAGACGGCCAGACGAGGGAGAGGGUUACAAUGUCCAGCGCGCGGACAAGGACAUGGUGUACACAUUCAAGUAUGAACCUUCUGGCCGUGCUUUGCCUCCGCAAGAUAUCCGGCUGCCACCAACGUUCAAGACCAUAGAGGCAUGUCCUGAUGGAGCCUUCGAGGGGAUGAGCGGCGAGUCACGGAAAAACCUGGCCAAGCAGCUCUACAAGCGCUUUAUGCUGGAGUGCUCCGGGAUCCACGUGGGUUGA